Molecule: messenger RNA, 804 nt
Organism: Rotaria socialis
Lineage: Eukaryota; Metazoa; Rotifera; Eurotatoria; Philodinida; Philodinidae
Source: the annotation of a GenBank genome assembly
AUGGCCAGUGUAGCUAGUAAUACUACAGAUACAGCAUCAAAACCACUUAUGGAUCGAUUAACACAUGCUAUUAUAAAAGAAACAUCAAAAAAUUUGAAAUAUUAUAUUGAUGUAAAACGUCGUGAAAAUGCAUUUGUUCUUAAUCCAAAGUCGCCAUUUAGUGAUUCAACACCAGUCAAGGCAAAGCUUCCUAAUGGAUCAACUAGAGAACAUCUCUCACUAUAUGGCUCCUAUUAUGCAGAUAAAGAUACUACAAAUGUUUUACCGAGUUUUCAACAAAAACAAACACAAUUUCAUCCAAUUACAACGAGUCCCGAAAAACGAAUGUGCCGUGAAGAACUAAAUUUUCAUAUGCGUUCAUACAACUUUUCACCAAGAGAGAGUUCAAAAUUUUCUGAAAUACGUGCAAAGCCUACAAUGCGAUCGAGUUCAUCAUGCGGUAUUCAUCGUGAUUGUCGACCACGAACAUCACUAAAACUAACACGUCAUGAACAAGAUCAAUUAGUUGAUGAUGCAGCUGAUAUUCUUGCAUCCUUAGUUAGAUCACGUCGAUCAAUUAAUGAAACUAAUACAUUAAUACAACCGACACCAACUUUGUAUAUUUCGGAGCCUACGACUUCUUCGCCACGGCAAACAGAUGAUCAAUCAAAUAUUCGAUCGCCUAUGACGUAUCCGGCAACUGAUUUACGAAUUUUCUCAAUUAAACCAAAAGCAAAAGCAAAAGCAAAAGGAGAAAAACGAAUAAUACAAGAUGCUCCCACUAAAGCAACAUCUAUGGCAAGUGCAACUUCAAACCACUUAUAA